Galendromus occidentalis (western predatory mite) is the source of this 1908-nucleotide messenger RNA. RefSeq names its product major facilitator superfamily domain-containing protein 6-A. Bases 174 to 1640 code for a protein of 488 amino acids. Lineage: Eukaryota; Metazoa; Arthropoda; Arachnida; Mesostigmata; Phytoseiidae. Gene Ontology annotation, cellular component: membrane. The record is from RefSeq and is a predicted model, not a curated record. The transcript has 10 exons.
UGCGCUGGCAGAGCAACAGUCACACUGACCAUGUGGAAACCGGGCUCAUGAAGCUCUCGACUAUAACGGACCUGCGAAUGUUCGAAGCUGUGAUUGACGUCCAGUGCUGGGAUCAGACGUUUGAACGUGCCGGGCCACUCGCUGUGUAUCACUGAACCGCGACUCUAGGCAACAUGUGGGGGUUAUCAUCGGACCUAUACCCAAUUAAAGCCCAUUUCUUCUUAUACAAUGGCGCUCAGGCAUGUUACCUCAAUUACUUGGCAGUGGUCGGCAAGCAGGCUGGAGUCAGUGCUUCCACUACUGGGAUCAUCUUCGGAGUCGCGCCUCUGAUCACCACAAUCAUGAAGCCCAUUGUUGGGGCCAUCUCCGAUCGAAUCCAGAACAUCACGGCUGUGAUCAUGGUGUCAGAGAUACUCCUGAUGGCUUUCUGUUGGGGCGUCUUCCUUGCACCUGAAUGGUCAUCGCGGCUUUUGUUGAAUCGAUCCUUCGACUUGUGCCCCCAGAACUUCACAACAGAAAUCGAGAAUUUCGCCAACGGUACCGAAUGCACGUUGUCCUGCGAAUCGAGCACGAGGUCCAUUUACAUCGAUAACCCGGUCUCGAAUUGCAAUGCUUCAUGCAGCAUCGACUGCAUCUCAGCCGACUCUCAUCUGUCCACACUGGGGCUCUUGAUGUACAUCGUUUCGAUAUUGUUGACUUCUUCGCUAGCAGCCACCUUGUACUCAAUCUCGGAUGCCGCCUGCUUCGCUACCCUUGGGCCAAAACGAGACCAUUUGUACGGUCGACAGAGACUCUGGGGGACGCUGAGCUGGGGCAUCAUCAGUCCUGCGAUCGGAGCCAUCAUAGACGCCUCGUCCUCCGGUGGUCAGACAGAUUUUUCGGCCAGCGUUAUAGGUUUCACAAUUCUCAUCUGCAUCAACAUUGUGAUGCUUUACUGCGCCCCGCGAUUCAAGACUCCUGUACGUUCGAACAACUUCUUCUCGGACUUGAAAGACGCUUUCACGGAUGUCGACGUGAUCAUAUUUUCUGUUUGGGUUUUCUUCUGCGGGGUUUUCAUCGGGAAUAUUUGGACUUACUCCGUGUGGCUCCUCGAGGAACUCGAUGCGUCCAAGACGCUGACCGGGUUGACGUAUAGCGUGCAGUCUCUGCUCAUCGAGAUUCCGAUGUUCUUCAUUGCUGGAUAUCUCAUCGAGCGACUAGGUUACUUCGGCUGUAUGACGACCGCCUUCAUUUGUUUCGGGAUAAAGCUAUUGGGAUACUCCCUCUUGGUCAAUCCCUGGUAUGCCCUCUUGGUGGACAUUGUGGGCGGAGCGGUUUUCCCCAUGUUCUAUGCCGCCACAACAGCUUUUGCGAAUCAGGCCGCUGCUCCCGGAACUUCUGCGACGAUGCAAUGCCUCUUCGGCGCCAUAUACGAAGGCCUAGGGAUGGCCGUCGGUAGUUUUCUCGGUGGAAGUCUCAUACAACCGUUCGGCGCGAAGGGCGCAUUCCGGAUUUUCGGUAUGAUGGCUCUUGUAUGCGCACUCCUGUGUUCACUUACAUCCCGCGUUAAUCCCUCGAGGAUAAGAUCACAGGGACACGAUCAGACUCCCGCCCCGGACAUUCAUACGAGUUACGGGAGUGUCGAUACCGUCUCCGCUUGAGCCUCAGGUCUUUCGGGCUCCUGGGCGGAAUUUCCGAAACCUUAGAGGAGGAAUCCUAAACUUGGACGAAGAAUAAUCGUAGAUUAGCCUGCCAUGAAUUAUAAAUAUUGUGAAAUACGAGAGCCUUGUACAUAUAUUGAAUCAUUUCCGCGAAGUCACCGCGUGCUGAGCUUUCGAGAUCGAGUUUGUGACGAAGAUCUGUUAACUGCUCAGCCCAGUGGCGGGGCGCGCGUAAGAGGACGCAAAUAAACGUAUUCUUCCAGAGAAA